GGUCACAAACCUCAAAUAAAAGAGCAACCGUUCGAUUUGCAUCGUACGCUUUUCAUGAAAUCUGGCAACCUCCCCUUCCCACCACUCCAAACAAACGUAGCACACACUAAACAAAAUACCCUCAUCGUAAACUGUGACACUUUUUAUCCCUUUCGUCCCCCGCUUCGAAUUCGAAGGGAGAAAGAAGAAACCCCAAAAAGUCUGUUAAACAUUAAAAAAAAAAAAAAAAGAACAAGAUUGCGCCUUUUCUCCUUUUAUCUCCCAACUUAUACGCCCGAAAAGAGAAAGUACAAGUUCGGUUCGGUUGGGUUCAGUUACUGUCUCCGCCAACGUGUUCCGCCGCCUGAAAUGUUUCCGGCACCACCGGAAAGAAACGCUGUCGUAACAAUCUCUCGCUACAGGUAGCGACUUUGAACUGAAGAUCUGAAAAGAAGAAACGUUGUCAAGAACGAUGGAAACUCCGAAGAAGAGCCAAACCAAGCUGACCCGAACCCAAUCCUCUCUUCUACGAUGUUCUUCCCCAACCGCCCGAUCCCCCAUCCACAACGAACAGAACCUUCUAGAAGAUGAAGAGAAGAAUGAUGGUAACAGCAAGAAAACGAAGAUUAAGAGCAAGAGCAAGAAGAGCAUCAAACCCGGUUCGAACCGGUUGAUUUCUGGACCGGUUCUUGGCUUCUUUGGCGCAUGCUUUCUCUCCUUCUACCUCUUCUACUUCCUCUCUUUCAGAUUCUCCCAGGAGGUACCAACUUCGGAGAACGUUCUCCUCGCGCUGAUCUUCGUGGCCGUUUUUCUCUACCUCAUCUCAAAGAACAGAGCCCUGAUCCACCGAACCGGUGCGGCUCUGAGAAGACUCAGUUUCUCCAGCGGCGGAACCGCUAGGCCGGUUCAGUGGUCUAUCGGGGACUCAGAGGGGGAGCAAGAGAAUCAAGAAGAGAAAAGUGCUGAGAAGGAAGGUGUUGAGUUCUUCAGCAACGGUGAUUUCUACGAGGGGGAGUUCUCCGGCGGAGUAGGCGGAAGGAAGAGCAAUGGUUUCGGUGUGUACCAUUACUUUGUGGGUGGAAGGUAUGAAGGGGAAUGGGUUGAUGGAAGGUAUGAGGGGUUUGGGGUUGAAGGGUGGGCCCGGGGGAGCCGCUAUAAAGGACAGUAUAGGCAUGGGUUGAGGCAUGGGUUUGGGGUUUAUAGGUUCUACGCUGGAGACUCCUAUGCUGGGGAAUGGUGUAAUGGACAGAGCCAUGGGAUUGGAGUUCAGAGUUGUAAUGAUGGCAGCUCCUAUGUUGGAGAGUUCAAGUUUGGUGUCAAGCAUGGUCUCGGGUGUUACCAUUUUAGGAAUGGAGAUAGAUAUGCAGGGGAGUAUUUUGGAGACAAAAUACAUGGGUUUGGUGUGUACCACUUUGCCAAUGGGCAUUGUUAUGAGGGAGCAUGGCAUGAAGGGCGUAGGCAAGGUUAUGGGUUGUAUACUUUCCGAAAUGGCGACAAGAGAUGUGGUGAAUGGGAUUCUGGCAACCUCAAGAACAAUCUACCAACAAUAACUGAUGCUGUGCUUCGAGCUGUUCAGGCUGCUAGGAAAACAGCAGAAGAUGCUGUGAAAGUUGACCGAAAGGAUGACCAGGUGAACAAAGCAGUAAUUGCUGCCAACAGAGCUGCAACUGCUGCAAGAGUUGCUGCAGUCAAAGUCGUUCAGAACAGAAUGGGUGGGAAAUUUUGUGAUACUCAUGUCUAAGAUGUAAAUAGAGUUUAGGGGUGCUAAAGCUUUUGUUUGGAAAUUGUAAAUUUUACUAAUUGUAAGUACUUGAAAGGGUCACCCCGGUGAGCCAAAAUGGCUCGUGGGAGGGUGAAGAUGAAGAGUGUGUUUUAGAUGUUUGUUUCACGAAAAUGCAACUUGUAUAUAUAGAUCAUGUAAUAUCAAAUUAUCAAAUGAUAAGUGAAAAGUCGAAAAAAAAAAGGAACUGUACUUUCU
Molecule: messenger RNA, 1957 nt
Organism: Arachis ipaensis
Lineage: Eukaryota; Viridiplantae; Streptophyta; Magnoliopsida; Fabales; Fabaceae
Source: RefSeq, a predicted model, not a curated record